AUGUCGCCUCAGGGUGUGGCGGAUGGCGGCUCUUAUAACGCCAACAUAUUGGUGCUAAACCCCAACUCGUCCAAGGACAUGACCGAAACCAUCGAGACGGCCAUCGGGGCGAUUCCACUGUCAGAUUCCACCUCCUUGGAAUUCUACACGGCUCCCUCCGCCGCUCCGCCCAGCAUCAAUGACGGCGACGACAUUGCCGCCAGCACCGUGGCCGUUCUGGCCGACGGGUGGUGGGACACCGGGAAUGAGCGCUCCUUCGCGGGCAUGCUCGUCGCAUGCUAUAGUGUGCACCCGUUGGUAGGCCAGCUCCGCCAGAAGCAGUCCAGGCCCGUUGUCACUGGUAUCUUCGAGGCCAGCAUCCUGACCGCACUGGCCCUCCUUAGGGGCCCUGGCGACAAAUGGGGUAUCGUCACGACGGGCAAGUGGUGGGAGGAACAUCUGGCCAACGGCGUUCUGGACUUCCUCGGCGCUCCGGAGAAGACGGACAGGACUGAGAAUUCCAAGUUCGCCGGCGUCGAGUCCACAGGCCUGAACGCUUCCGACUUUCACCAUGGCGUUGCGCCCGAAGUGGUGAACCGGAAGAUCAGGGACGCAACCAAAAGACUCUUGGCUAAGGGCAACGUGACUUGCAUCGUGAUGGGGUGUGCUGGGAUGGCUGGGAUGAAGGCCGAGAUUCAGAAAGCAGCCCGCGAGGCACGCGGUGAAGAAUUCGUGCGGAAGACAUUGAGUGUCGUGGAUGGAGUCGGAGCUGGCAUACUUCAGCUCCAGACCAUGAUCACGCAGCAGCGGGUUCUCUCCAUGUGA
Messenger RNA from Neoarthrinium moseri, 804 nucleotides. RefSeq lists its product as uncharacterized. NCBI's taxonomy places the organism in Eukaryota, Fungi, Ascomycota, Sordariomycetes, Amphisphaeriales, Apiosporaceae. The transcript is spliced from 2 exons. The record is from RefSeq and is a predicted model, not a curated record. Bases 1 to 804 code for a protein of 267 amino acids.